Polypterus senegalus (gray bichir) is the source of this 2808-nucleotide messenger RNA. It is a transcript of the gene tcf3b, whose product is annotated as transcription factor 3b. The transcript is spliced from 20 exons. Bases 582 to 2561 code for a protein of 659 amino acids. Gene Ontology annotation, cellular component: transcription regulator complex. Gene Ontology annotation, biological process: regulation of transcription by RNA polymerase II. Gene Ontology annotation, molecular function: RNA polymerase II cis-regulatory region sequence-specific DNA binding; DNA-binding transcription factor activity, RNA polymerase II-specific; protein dimerization activity. The record is from RefSeq and is a predicted model, not a curated record. NCBI's taxonomy places the organism in Eukaryota, Metazoa, Chordata, Cladistia, Polypteriformes, Polypteridae.
AUUAGUGGCGGAGGGAUACAGCGCUGGGUUUGACAAUGUGGAAGGCUGCUAAGAUGUCUGCUCUGAGGCUGAAAUGGUCUCAGUUGUAGCGAGAAAGGGGAAAAGGGAGACGCAUGAGUCGGGGAGACGGGAAGUGAGUCAACGAAGGAUCUUAGCCGACAAAGGCUCGGUAGAGUCAAUCCAACGGGUGCGGGAGUAAAAAGGAAGAUCCCGGCUGUCUCACAGACGCCCGGGGGGAGGAGGAGGAGAAGAAAAAGAAAAAGGAGAGCGAGCGAGCGCGACGGGAGAUUCGCUUGAAGUUUGAGGGGCUUUUCGACUGUCAGUCUGUUUUCUGGUUUUGGGCGGUUAGAAGCUGAAGUACUGAGAAGGUGAAGAAAACCGUUAAGCGCACUCACAGGCAGGCACGCUCGCUUGCUCCAGCGCGAGGGGGGCGCUUUUUUUGUAACCGUGUCGUGAAGUUCUCUCUCACCGCCCCCUUCUCCUCCUCCUCUUUAAUACACACACACACACUUGCGGAACGCUGAGAAGACACCGACGAAGCAAAACUUGUGGAGUGUGGGAGCAGUUGACACAUCAGUGGCAUGAAUCAGCAGCAGAGAAUGGGAACAGUGGGGACGGAUAAAGAAUUGAGCGAUCUGCUUGAUUUCAGCGCGAUGUUUGCCCCACCAUUGGCUAAUGGGAAAAACAGACCAACCACACUUGCCAGCAGCCAGUUUGGGGGUGCAGCAGGACUAGAUGAAAGGACUGGUUCAAGUUCCUGGGGACCAGGGGAGCAGAAUUCCUCCACUUUCAACCAGGGAAGGAAUUUUGGAGAGAGUUCACAUUACACUGACUCCGAAGUGCUGUCGUCUUCUACGUUCCUUACCUCUGGUUUGGUGGGUAAAUCGGACAGAGUAACAUAUCCCUUUAAUAGAGAAAGUGGAAUUCCAGGAAUCGGUCAGCCUUUCCUUGCUUCUGAUAUGGCCAUAUCAAGUCCUGAUGCUCUCUCCCCUUCAGGCCUUAAGGCUGGCUCCCCAUUUUAUAGCUCUUACCCAGCCAAUCCUCGGAGACGUGUAGCUGAUAACAACAUAGAUAGCCAGCCUAAAAAGAUAAGGAAGGUUCCACCAGGACUACCUUCAUCGGUGUAUGUAUCAACAUCAGGGGAAGAAUACAGCCGGGAUGGUGCUGGUUUUUCAUCUGCCAAAGGUAGCACAGUCUACCCAGGUUCAUUUUACAUGCAAGAUGGCAUGCAUGCUUCUCCAGAUCUGUGGAAUACUGCAGGAACAAUUGGUCAGACUGGAUAUUCGGCUAUGCUGGGAAAUGCUGCUCAUAUUUCUCAGCCAAGUAGCUUCAAUAGCAUUCAUCCUCAGGAACGAAUGAACUACUCUUUGCAUACAAGUGAGGUCAAUGGCAGCUUACCCACAAGUUUCCACUCAGGAUCAGCAGGCUACAGUGUGUCUAAUCCUACGCCCCCCCUUAAUGGGACAGACACUUUAUUAGCAAAUCGCAGCAGUCAGUCAGCAAGUUCCGGUGAUGAGAUCGGGAAGGCAUUGGCCUCAAUAUAUCCUGCAGACCACACUACCAAUAACUUCUCUUCCAGCCCCUCUACUCCAGUUGGUUCUCCACAGGGGAUUGUAGCUGCCUCUCAGUGGCCCAGACCAGCUGGCCAGACUGCCCUUUCACCAAACUACGAAGGUGGACUUCAUGCAUUGCAAACUAAAAUGGAUGAUUGCUUGGAGGAAGCCAUUCACGUAAUGAGAACUCAUGCUGUAGGGCAGACUGCAGGAAUCCCUGGCAGCCAUGGGGACAUCCAUGGCAUGCUUGGUACAACAUCGUCAUCUACGCACAAUGGGACUGUGGGAAACCUUGCUCAGGCAUUUUCGGGUCCUGGGAUAACUAUGGUCAACAGGAACUCUUCCUUAGUUGGAAAUCACCAUGAAGAUUCUGUCGGGUUACCCAGCAGUACCACCCUGUUGCACAGUCAUCAUGUAUCAUUACCAUCCCAGUCUGGCACUCUUUCAGACCUCAAUCGCCCGCAGGAAUCCUUUACUAAUCUGAGUGGUGGCAUCACACGUUCAGCACUGCCUUCAAAUCCUUCUGAUAUUAAGAGGGAAGAGAAGGAAGAAGAUGAAAAUUCAAUAGUUGACAAGUCGGAGGAUGAGAAGAAAGAUCCAAAAAACUCCCGCAACAGCAGAGCUAGUAGUCAAGAUGAUGAUGAUGAUGAGGACCUUCCUGUAGAGCUUAAGGCUGAGAGAGAGAGAGAGCGGAGGGUUGCUAAUAAUGCCCGUGAACGCCUGCGGGUUCGGGACAUCAACGAGGCCUUUAAAGAGCUUGGCCGCAUGUGCCAGCUUCACCUUAGCAACGAUAAACCUCAGACCAAACUCCUAAUCCUGCAUCAGGCUGUUAAUGUAAUUCUCAAUCUGGAGCAGCAAGUGCGAGAGCGUAAUCUGAAUCCCAAAGCUGCAUGUCUAAAGCGGCGGGAAGAAGAAAAGGUCUCUGGAGUUGUAGGAGACCCCCAGUUGCAGCUGACGGGCACACAUCCUGGUCUUGGAGAGGGACAUAACCCAGUCAGCCACAUGUAAUACCUCGGUCCUUGCUGUCUGGAAUCAACUGCUUUUUUUAAAGAUGUGGCCUUACUCUGCCCUCCUCCUAACUGCCAAAACUGUCACUGCCCAGGAUGAAGAGCUCUGUCUGUCACUGCCCAGGCCCAAAGGCCCACCUCUGUCUCAGGAUUAAGAGCUCUGCCUGACCACUGUGGUGCCACUUCCCAAGGUGGCCAGUGCUCACCUGAGGUGUGUGUGUGUGUGUGUGUGUGUGUGUGUGUGUGUA